ACGCUCCGGGUCGCUCGAGCAUCUGACCGGGCCUAACGGCCCUCCUAGGGGCCACUCUGGUCUCCCGUGCUCUCGCUUCGGCUUCUGGCGCCGUCAUUGUCACCCCUUGGGGAAGCCGGGGUGAGGGGCCGCGGCGGCCGGGGCUCUGCACGCGGCGUGCUGGACGCCGGGGCUCGUCCGCCGCCUCUUUCCGCGUGAAACCCGGAGCUGGCAUCGGGACCGCCAGUUUACUCCUAGCCAUCGGUGGUGACCUUGAGUCUCCUCCAGGGCACUUGGCGGAAAGCACCAAAGUACCAUUUAGGUCCAGCAGCACGGCCGGAAUGGAGGAGUUUGGGAUCUCCCCUGGCCAGCUUGUGGCAGUGUUCUGGGACAAGUCAUCUCCUGAGGAAGCCCUAAAAAAGCUGGUGGCUAGACUGCAAGAGUUAACUGGCAGCGAGGGCCAGGUAUUCAUGGAAAACGUCACCCAGCUGUUGCAGUCUGCGCAUAAGGAAUCCAGCUUCGAUGUCAUUCUGUCGGGUGUAGUCCCAGGAAGCACCUCUCUGCACAGUGCUGAGGUUCUGGCUGAGAUGGCCUGGAUCCUCCGGCCAGGGGGCUGUCUUUUUCUGAAAGAACCAGUGGAGACAGCUGAAGUUAACAAUGACAAAAUGAAGACGGCCUCUAAGCUGUGUUCAGCCCUGACUCUUUCUGGCCUCGUGGAAAUAAAAGAGUUACAGAGGGAGGCCUUAAGCCCUGAGGAGGUGCAGUCCGUGCAGGAACACCUGGGCUACCACAGUGACAGCCUGCGCUUAAUCCAUGUCACUGGCAAGAAGCCAAACUUUGAAGUGGGUUCUUCUAGCCAGCUAAAGCUUCCCAACAAGAAGUCUUCUUCAGUGAAGCCUGUUGUGGAUCCUGCUGCUGCCAAGCUCUGGACCCUCUCAGCCAAUGACAUGGAGGAUGACAGCGUGGAUCUCAUUGACUCAGACGAGCUGCUUGAUCCAGAGGAUUUGAAGAGGCCUGACCCAGCCUCCCUGAAGGCUCCUUCAUGUGGGGAAGGGAAAAAGAGGAAGGCCUGUAAGAACUGCACCUGUGGCCUCGCAGAGGAACUGGAGAGGGAGCAGUCCAAGGCGCAGAGCUCUCAGCCCAAGUCAGCCUGUGGAAAUUGCUACCUGGGUGACGCUUUCCGCUGUGCCAACUGCCCCUACCUCGGGAUGCCAGCCUUCAAGCCUGGCGAGCAGGUGCUCCUGAGCAAUAGCAAUCUCCAGGAUGCCUAGGAGGGACCUCAAGCCCACACACCUCCUCCAGCAACUCCUGUCCUCAGCUCCUCCCACGGCCUCCUCCCACCUCUGGAUUCAGUCACUCUGAAAACAUUCACAGGGAGAGGCUUGCAGCCGAGAGAAGCUGCUGUGGGCAGUGGGGUGUGGUGCUGCUAUGUCUUGAAAGACCAAGGUUUGAGGGGACCUGUCUCUUAGUGUUAGGAGAAGAGGGUGGAUGCACCCUAAGGAACUCUGCUCCUGGUGUUACAGUGCUGACCCUCUCCACCCUUGAAUAUUUAUGCUGAAUAAGCUCCAGGCUCCACUCAGUGAUGCUGCCACCUGCUGGACUUCCUCAGGAUGUAUUUCUUGGAGCCAUGGGUCAGCUGUCAAAGGGCCUCAGGGGCACCAAAGAAGUCACUACCCCAGUUGUGAUCCAUCUUGUGUCCCUCUGCCUUUCUCACCUCACCCUGUUUUACUGUAGUGUUGUAUCUGUGUCCUGUUGUCAUUUCUGUUAAAUGGUAUUAAACUUCUGUGUUUCUGUGUCUCCCUUUUACUGUGA
This is a messenger RNA of Mus caroli (Ryukyu mouse), 1791 nucleotides long. RefSeq names its product cytokine induced apoptosis inhibitor 1 (gene Ciapin1). Gene Ontology annotation, cellular component: cytoplasm. Gene Ontology annotation, biological process: iron-sulfur cluster assembly. Lineage: Eukaryota; Metazoa; Chordata; Mammalia; Rodentia; Muridae. Gene Ontology annotation, molecular function: iron-sulfur cluster binding. The record is from RefSeq and is a predicted model, not a curated record.